Messenger RNA from Cetraspora pellucida, 447 nucleotides. The record is from the annotation of a GenBank genome assembly. NCBI's taxonomy places the organism in Eukaryota, Fungi, Glomeromycota, Glomeromycetes, Diversisporales, Gigasporaceae.
AUGAUAGUAGACUCAAUUAAUAUAGAAAUGUCUAAUAUACUUACAUUUUCAGAAUUAUUAGCUACACCCAUUUUCUCACAAAAUUAUACAUCAUUAAACCUUGCUUUGACACAUAAUAUAACAGAACAGUCGCUUAAUACAGAGAUGUCAAAUAUGCCUAUGUUUUCAGAACCAUUAUCAGAAUCAUUGCUAAAAAAUACUGUACCUGUUUUCUCACAAUCAUUAAACCUUGUCUCGAUACAUGAUAUAACAGAAUCAGAACAAUUAUCUGAUAUAGAAAUAUCAAAUAAUAUGUUAUCAGAAUCUUUAAUUGAAUCUAAACCUUACAAGUACAACUCUAUAUUGAAUUAUAUUUCUCAAGAUACUGACGAAACAGAAGAAUCUAAUGCUAAUAAUGAAUCUCAUGAGGCAGAGGGACUUGUUAAUCCAACUACAGACUUCUUUUAA